AUGUCAAAGACCGCAGAACCACUUGCUGCUCUAACCCCAGGCUGCAUAUACACCGCAGCAACGCUGCAGGGUUUGAAGGACCCCUUAGCUUCUCAGAUAGAAGAGAGAAGCUCUUCUCAAUAUCUUUUAAACUGCGGUGUACUUCAAGCUCAUUUACAGUCGUCUAGACUCGCUGGCUGCAGCAGCAGCAGCAGAAGCAGCAACAGCAGCAACAACAGCAACAACAGCAGCAGAAGGGGCUCCCUUCGUGCAGCAGCUUCCUCACUGCACAGCUCUACUGAAAGUGUCUGGGGAUCAGCUUCGGACAGCAGCAGCUCGCUGCAGCAGCAGCAGCAGCGGCUGCAGCAGCAGCAGCAGCAGCAGCAGCAGCGGGCUGCAUGGCAGCGACAACAGCUUGAUGAAGAAAUAAAAGCAGCAGAUAUUGCUGCAGCGUGGAGCAGCAGCAUCGAUAUAACUCGUAAACUUGAGCUGUACAGACAUCAGCAAACAAUACAGCCUAGGGCUCCUCCUAACGCUGCACUUCGACAGCCAACAGACUCACGUGCAGCAGCAACAGCAGCAACAGCAGCAACAGCAGCAGCAGCAACAGCAGCAGGAAGAAGAGGCGAUGAAGCCCCUUCUUUGCGAGCGACUUUAGUGUUAAACCCGCAGCUUCGUGAGCUGCAGCUGCGGGAAGAGACAGCAGCAGAAGCAGCAGCAGCAGAAGCAGCAGCAGCAGCAGAAGCAGCAGCUCGAAUAAGAAGGGGGCAGCAAGUUGACGAGUACAAUCCAAGCGCAGCAGCAGCAUCAUCAGCAGGACAACAGCAUCAGCAGCAGCAACAGCAGCAGCAGAAGCAGCAGCAGCAGCAGCAGCUAUGUCUCCUCUGGGAGGCGUAUCAGCGCAGCUGUACAGACAGCUCAGGCUGGCUGCGCACAGCAGAUUUGUUGUGGGGUCUGCAGCAUGAUUACAGACUGCUUGAAAUAUUUUGCAUCAAGACAAAAGGAGACACCUUAAGACAAAAGGAGACACCUUGGCUUUGCUGGUUGCAGCAUUUGCUCAGAAGCAGAGACGAACCUAUUCCUAUUGCUGAGGAGAGCGAGCUGAAGAUGAGGGCUCUGAUUAAUGCAGUUAGAUUGGCGGAGUCUCAGUUAAUAUCAAACGAAAGAGCGGUUGAUGACCUCAAAAUCACGUUCGAAACGUUUGUGUCUGUCUUUGGAAAAUUCGUUGGAGACGGAGACCCUGAAAGCUGGGCCUCAAACGGACUGCCUUCAGUGGAAAUAACUGUGGAGAAGGACCCGCCUUAUGGAUUGAGUGUUACGGAGAUGUUGGUUAGAGAUUCAGUCUUAGGGACUUCGUUGACACAGACAGAGUGCUGUCUCCCGUCGAAGUUUAAUUUGGGGCCGCUGCGUUUGUUAGAGUCAGCUGAGAUAUCGCAGCAGCAGCAAACUGCUGCUGCACUGCAGCAAACUGCUGAGCUUCGCUUUAAGGCUGCAACAGCAAAUAAAAUAGAUCAACGCCUUGCUGCCAGAUUACAACUGGAAGCAGAGAGAGCGGAGCUGCUGCUGCUGCAGCAAGCAGCAAAGAAGGAAGUAUUAGAGACGGGGUUUGCUGCGGAGGAGCAGCAGCUGCAGCAGCGGCUGCAGCAAAUAGCAGCACGGGGCCCCUCACCUUGGUAUGUGAGGCCCCUCCCGAAAUUCAAACAAGGCAAGAAAUCAUCAGCAGCAGCAUCAGCAUCAGCAGCAGCAUCAGCAUCAGCAGCAGCAGCAACACCAGCAGCAGCACCAGCAGCAGCGGAAGGCGGCCGACGCGGUUCAAAGGCAGUCCCUCCUCGCCCUUGGGCUCAGCGGCGCAGCAGCAGCAGCAGCUCGUCUCAGCAGCAGCAGCAACAACAGAAACAGCAGCAACAGCUGCUGCAGAAGCAGAAGCAGCAGAAGCAGCAGCAGCAGGAAACAGAAGAAGAGCGCCUCUCCCGCCGCAGCAGCGCUGCUUCUUUGCUGCUGCAGUCUCUAGCAGCACUUAGGGCCUCAGAGAGUCUCAAGCAGCAGCGCAGUUCUAGUUGA
Eimeria acervulina is the source of this 2040-nucleotide messenger RNA. RefSeq lists its product as hypothetical. Lineage: Eukaryota; Apicomplexa; Conoidasida; Eucoccidiorida; Eimeriidae. The transcript is spliced from 6 exons. The coding region runs from base 1 to 2040 and encodes 679 amino acids. The record is from RefSeq and is a predicted model, not a curated record.